GACGCAGGCUGCUGCAAACCUUGAACGUAGAAGAAGAAGAGGAGGAGGAAGAAGGCUCCUCAAACAAUCCUGCUGAAAAGCCUGAAACCCACUGCAGCUGAGAGAGAGAGACGACACCAUGGAGUUAGUUUCCCACACCGGUGUGAAGCGGCAGCAGCUUUUGAGCACCUCUGUCCUCCUCCUCCUCUUCCUCGACGCCACCACAGUCACAUCUGCAGAGGAAGGCGCCAACGUGAGAAACUCCCAGUGUCACAACUACGCGGGAGGACACGUCUAUCCCGGGGAGGCUUUCCGUGUGCCCGUGUCCGACCAUUCCCUGCACCUCAGCAAAGCCAAGAUUUCAAAGCCUGCACCUCACUGGGAAGGAACAGCUGUCAUCAAUGGUGAAUUCAAGGAGGUGAAGCUGUCAGACUACAAGGGGAAAUAUCUGGUCUUUUUCUUCUAUCCCCUGGACUUCACAUUCGUCUGCCCUACUGAGAUCAUCGCAUUCAGCGACCGCGUGCACGAGUUCCGUGCCAUCAACACGGAGGUGGUCGCCUGCUCGAUAGACUCCCAGUUCACCCACCUGGCCUGGAUCAAUACGCCCAGGAAGCAGGGGGGACUUGGAAAAAUGAAAAUCCCUCUGUUGUCUGACCUCACUCACCAGAUUUCAAAGGACUAUGGAGUCUACCUGGAGGACCAGGGACACACUCUGAGGGGACUCUUCAUCAUCGAUGACAAAGGCAUCCUGAGGCAGAUCACCAUGAACGAUCUUCCUGUGGGAAGGUCUGUGGAUGAGACACUUCGGUUGGUCCAGGCCUUCCAGUACACUGACAAGCACGGAGAAGUGUGUCCAGCAGGAUGGAAGCCAGGCAGCGACACGAUCAUUCCGGACCCUUCAGGCAAACUGAAGUAUUUUGAUAAACUGAACUGAUUUGUGUUUCUGUUGUCCCAGUCUGUCAAAUCCACCACUUUCUGAAGGGUCAAAUAAAAUUUGUUUUCUUA
Messenger RNA from Hippoglossus stenolepis (Pacific halibut), 984 nucleotides. RefSeq names its product peroxiredoxin 4 (gene prdx4). The record is from RefSeq and is a predicted model, not a curated record. Gene Ontology annotation, molecular function: thioredoxin peroxidase activity. NCBI's taxonomy places the organism in Eukaryota, Metazoa, Chordata, Actinopteri, Pleuronectiformes, Pleuronectidae. Gene Ontology annotation, biological process: response to oxidative stress; hydrogen peroxide catabolic process; cellular response to stress. The coding region runs from base 119 to 913 and encodes 264 amino acids. Gene Ontology annotation, cellular component: cytosol; endoplasmic reticulum. The transcript is spliced from 7 exons.